AUGGCAGGAUUCAAGAGCGCCAAGCGUGUUCGCCCGGGCGAUGACGAUAGCGACGUUGAAGUCCAGACCAAGUCAACCAAGACAGGCAAGAAGGCCAAGACUGGCAGUGGUGAUCUCGAGUCCGGCAAAGACAGUGAUGGUAAUUCUUGGUGGAGUCUCUCAGGCAAGCGUCGUGUAGGAAUAUCAGAGUUUCAAAAGAAACCUUACAUCAAUAUCCGCGAGUAUUGGACCGACAAUGAUGGUGUUCUAAAGCCCGGUAAAAAGGGCAUCUCACUUCCCCUCGAGCAAUACAAUGCUUUGCUCAAGGCGAUCCCCGCCAUCAAUGCCGAACUCGUCGCCCAAGGUCUCGACGUUGCGGAUAUCCCAUCCGGUGCCCCUUCGAAAGCUACCGAGAAGUCUUCUUCGGACAAGAAGUCCAAGAAGUCGAAUAUCGAAGAGACAAGCGACGAGGACGAGGAUGAAGACUAG
This is a messenger RNA of Pestalotiopsis fici W106-1, 468 nucleotides long. RefSeq lists its product as uncharacterized. The transcript is spliced from 3 exons. The record is from RefSeq and is a predicted model, not a curated record. NCBI's taxonomy places the organism in Eukaryota, Fungi, Ascomycota, Sordariomycetes, Amphisphaeriales, Sporocadaceae. The coding region runs from base 1 to 468 and encodes 155 amino acids. Gene Ontology annotation, molecular function: DNA binding; transcription coactivator activity. Gene Ontology annotation, biological process: positive regulation of transcription initiation by RNA polymerase II.